CUCCAUCUCCCUCUGUCUCUGUUUUUCCUGCUCCUCUCCCUUCCUCUCUGUCUGUCAGUGUCAUUCUGGAGUGGAGAUGUGGAGUGUCUUUCUGUCUCUCUGCCUUUUUUUCCAGCCUAAUUCAGCUGAGGAAGUGAUGCUGCUGGACACAACAGAGACUACCUCAGAGCUGGGCUGGACCACCCAUCCAAAACUAUCUGGGUGGGACGAGGUCAGUGUCCUGGAUGACCGGGGGAAGCUCAUACGGACCUUUGAGGUCUGCAAUGUCAAUCAGAAUUCCCGUCAGCAGGACAGCUGGCUGGCAACACCUUUCCUCCUCCGUCAGUCGGCUCCGCGGAUGUUUGUGACGUUGCGCUUCUCUGUGCGCGACUGUGCCAGUCUGCGGACGCCGUCGCCCACCUGUCGGGAAACCCUCACCCUCUACUACAAGCAGGCCGACUCGCAGGCGGAGUUAAUGAAAACCUGGACCCCAGAGCCAUCUAGCAGUGAUAAAGAGUCGAGGGAGGGCUGGGUGAAGAUCGACACCAUUGCUGCUGAUAAGAGCUUCUCCAAAGUGGAGCCCAGUUCACCUCACCAGUACCAACCCAACCGCUACAGUCGCAUUAACGUUAAAACACGAAGCUUUGCUCCUCUCACACGUGGCGGGUUCGUCUUGGCAAUUGUGGACAGUGGAGCUUGCGUUUCCCUCAUGGGGGUGUCCAUCUUCUACCGGCGUUGUCCAGCCACAAGCCUCCACUUAGCAUCCUACCCGGCGACUCCCUCUGGUGCAGAGCCGACCGCUCUGGUUCCCGUGAUAGGGAGCUGCGUCCCCCACAGCAGAGCGCAGGGCGGGACGCCCCCUCGCAUGCACUGCAAUGCUGAGGGCGAGUGGAUGGUCCCCGUCGGAGGAUGCGUCUGUGACAAAGGAUAUGAGCCAAACGUCAACGGAUCUGCCUGCUUGGCUUGUCCUGUGGGCUACUUCAAGUCUGAGUCUGGCUCCACUCCCUGCUCUGUGUGUCCGUCCAACAGCAGAACCAGCCAGGAGGGAUCGAGUGUGUGCGAAUGUCGCAGUGGCUUUUAUCGUGCAGCCAACGAUGCCAACUCUACCGCCUGCACAACUCCUCCUUCUGCUCCAGUAUCUCUGACAUGGGAGUAUGAAAGCGGCGAUGGAGGAGUCUCCUUAAGAUGGCGUCCCCCAGUGGACAUGGGAGGCCGCACUGAAGUGUGGUACGGGGUAGUUUGUCGCAUUUGCCCUUCGCCCACCUUCAGCAACCCAACCACAUGUUCCUGGUGUGGAGAGGGAGUCACCUUCAGUCCAUCACAGACCAACCUGAAACAGACUAAAGUCACCCUCAACAAUCUGCUGACCAGGGUCACUUAUCUCAUACAGGUGCAAGCAAUGAAUGAGGUUUCAUCUUUGAGUCCUUUUCCGGCUCGAUACACAAGCAUCAAUUUCACCACCAGCCAGUCAGUUCCCAGUACAGUUCCCAUGUUGCACCAGUUGAGCCGAGCCCCAGACUCCAUCACGCUCUCGUGGCCUCAGCCGGACCGACCCAAUGGAGACAUCCUGGAGUACCAGCUACGAUAUUACGACAAGGGUUCAGACGUGGACAGUGCCAUGACGGUGUACAGCGAGACCAACACAGUGACCGUCAACUCCUUGAUUCCCGGCUCUAUCUACGCCUUCCAGAUCCGAGCUCGAAAUGAACGAGGCUACGGCCCAUACAGCAACACCAUCUACUUCACAACGCUGCCCCUCGAGGAGCAUUCACAGCAGAUCCAGAACCGACUUCCUCUGCUCGUUGGCUCAGUGAUGGGCGGGGCAGCGUUUCUCCUCGUGGUGGCAGCAAUCAUUGUUGUGGUUGUAUUUCGCAGCAAGAGGAGAGAGAGUCCUUACAGUGACCGGCUUCAGAGGUACAUCAGUAAUCGUGGUGGUGUUAAGUAUUAUGUGGACCCUUCUACUUAUGAAGACCCCAGUGAGGCUGUUAAAGAAUUUGCCCGUGAAAUAGAGCCUUCUCACAUCAAGAUUGAGGAGGUGAUUGGUGCAGCCCAGUUUGGAGAAGUGUCUCGUGGACGUUACCGUCCUGUGGGCCGCAGAGAAGUGCUGGUGGCUGUGAAGACUCUUCGCUGGGGGGCGUCUGACAGAGAGAAGGGCAUGUUUCUCAGUGAAGCGGGGGUCCUGGGACAAUUUGAUCAUCCCAAUGUGCUGAAGUUGGAGGGGGUUGUCACGCGGACUCCUCCGGAGAGGAUCAUCACAGAGUUUAUGGAGAACGGACCACUGGAUGGUUUCCUCAGGGAAAACGAAGGUCAGUUCAGUGUCCUCCAGCUAGUUGGGAUGCUCAGGGGAGUUGGUGCGGGGAUGCGGUAUCUCUCUGAGAGAAACUUCGUUCACAGAGACCUGGCUGCCAGAAACGUGUUGGUCAACUCCAACCUAGUGUGCAAAGUUUCUGACUUCGGCCUCUCCAGACUCAUGAGGGGUCUGGAUCACAACAUGCCCACAUACACCGCCUCUCUGGGCAGUAAGAUUCCAGUGAGGUGGACCGCACCAGAAGCUUUUCAACAUCGAAAGUUCAGCACAGCCAGUGAUGUCUGGAGCUUUGGCAUACUGAUGUGGGAAGUGAUGUCCUACGGAGAGCGCCCGUACUGGGACAUGAGCAACCAAGAGGUGAUGAAGGCGGUAGCAGAUCAGUAUCGGCUCCCUCCACCUCACAACUGCCCCCCUGCCCUCCACUCCCUGAUGCUUCAGUGCUGGCAGGCAGAACGGGGAGAGCGGCCAGGCUUUGACCAGCUCCUCUCCUCUUUGGAUCGGCUCAUCAGGCACCCUGCCUCCCUCAAGGCCGAGCCAACUCGGAGCUGCUCGCAACCGCUGCUCAGCCCCACGCCCACAGACUUAACGGCAGUGGUGACUGUCGGCGACUGGCUGAAAGCGCUGAGGAUGGAGAGAUAUCAGGAGGAGUUUGAUCGGGCAAACAUAGACACAUUAGACAGAGUCAGCAUACUCACUAUGGAAGAUGUCCAGAACCUUGGUGUGAACCUGUUGGGCCAUCAAAGGAAAAUCUUCAGCGCAGCCCAGCAGCUCAGGGCCCACCUGACGCAGGGCCAGGUGGAGGUCUGAGACCGAAGCCAGAGCACAAUCUGUCCCAGUUUCCACCUCCCCUCACUCUUCCUUUUUAUUUCAUGGGGAACUUUUUAAUCAGAAAUGGAAAAAGAAGCGUCUCUCUGAACUGUAUAUUCUUAUAAAACCUGAUACACCACAGUAACAGAAUGCCCUCCCACUGAAAAAACAGAAGACAGGUGCACCAUGGGAGCUGAAGUCCAGGUCAAACUGAGGUUUGUAAAAUUGCUGAAGAGGGCUUUAACGUUUCUUUUUUCCUGUGCUUUUCACUUCUUUUCUUCAUCAUUCUUUGCCCUUUCUCACUGAGAUUAUAUCCUAUUUCAACCGUUCCAAAUGAAGUAAAACUACAAAAAAAAAAAUCUUAAUAUAAAAGUCAAGGAAAUCUUUCCUCACAAAGAAUUGCGUGAA
Molecule: messenger RNA, 3502 nt
Organism: Xiphophorus couchianus (Monterrey platyfish)
Lineage: Eukaryota; Metazoa; Chordata; Actinopteri; Cyprinodontiformes; Poeciliidae
Gene: ephb6
Product: eph receptor B6
Exons: 19
Coding region: 77-3094 (1005 amino acids)
Biological process (GO): ephrin receptor signaling pathway; protein phosphorylation; axon guidance
Cellular component (GO): plasma membrane; dendrite
Molecular function (GO): transmembrane-ephrin receptor activity; ATP binding; protein binding
Source: RefSeq, a predicted model, not a curated record